Messenger RNA from Lucilia sericata (common green bottle fly), 458 nucleotides. RefSeq names its product frizzled-like. The transcript has a single exon. The annotation marks the transcript as partial. Gene Ontology annotation, biological process: canonical Wnt signaling pathway; non-canonical Wnt signaling pathway. Gene Ontology annotation, molecular function: Wnt receptor activity; Wnt-protein binding. The record is from RefSeq and is a predicted model, not a curated record. Lineage: Eukaryota; Metazoa; Arthropoda; Insecta; Diptera; Calliphoridae. Gene Ontology annotation, cellular component: plasma membrane.
GUGACAUUCUUUCUGGAGUGUGCUUUGUGGGUCAAUUAGACACCCAUUCCCUGGGUGUUUUUCUCAUCAUACCUUUGUGUAUAUAUUUGUCAAUUGGAGCUCUCUUCCUUCUAGCUGGUUUCGUCUCACUCUUUCGCAUACGCACCGUCAUGAAGACCGAUGGCAAACGUACUGAUAAAUUAGAACGCUUAAUGAUGCGUAUAGGUUUCUUUUCGGGUCUCUUCAUCUUACCCGCUCUAGGCUAUUUGGGAUGCUUAUUCUAUGAAUACUAUAACUUCGAUGAAUGGAUGAUACAAUGGCAUCGCGAUAUCUGUAAACCUUUCUCAAUACCUUGCCCCCUGCCACGACCAGAUGGUUCUGAGUCAAGGCCUAUUUUCCAGAUUUAUAUGGUCAAAUAUUUGUGUUCAAUGCUAGUGGGUGUUACCUCAAGUGUAUGGCUGUAUUCGAGUAAGACGGUG